Messenger RNA from Parasteatoda tepidariorum (common house spider), 4421 nucleotides. NCBI's taxonomy places the organism in Eukaryota, Metazoa, Arthropoda, Arachnida, Araneae, Theridiidae. The record is from RefSeq and is a predicted model, not a curated record.
UGCGCAUCAGUCACGAUGAUUUUCAUAAACACCCAUUAUAAAAAAAUAGACAAGAAAAAGUGAGAAAAAUUAUAUGUUAUCAUUUUUUCUCUAUCGUUAGUUGCCUUCCGAAUCGAAGAUUUUUUCGUUAAUUCUUACCAAACGCAAAUUUUGAGCCAUCAGAUAAGAAAUGCAUAAAAAAGAAAAAUGAAAAUGCAUAGCUAAAAAUAAAAAGGAAGAAUUUUUUUGUUCCGACCUUGACACGCGAGACGAUGCUGUCUGGGAGAAUAUGGGGGAAAUCCCCCUGGAAACGUGCCAAUCUGGAAAAAUGCCAAAACACAUGAACUUCCUAGUAGAAAAGAGAAUUUCAUAAAAGGUUUGAUGGAUGAAGAGAACUUGUUCUUGUGAAAAGUAAUUUGGAUAAUAAAGAGAGAGAAAUCUGAUGAAUUCUAUUGCGCGAUAAACAACUUUACAGGCCUCAUAAAUGAGCGUCGAGUGUCAGACUCGUACAUUCAUCCAAUCAUCAAACAAUCCGGCUGAUUUAAGCUUCAAUAUGGCUCCCCUAGGAGACAUGCAACAGGACAUGCAGAAGCACUCAGAAAGUGUGAUAUACCAUCCCCAUUCAGCAAAGAAUUGUCAAAGUACACCUGUAUCGAGUCCCAUGACUUCCAUGGGAUCGGGAUCCUCCCCUCGAUACACGGAAGAUCCCAUGAGUAUGGAAGACAAUCUCGAUCCUGCACCGAUUGAUUUGUCUUCGGAUGACAGCUGUUUAUAUUCAGAAGAUGAAAUGCAAAACAUGUCAUCGAAUCCCUUGAACGAGUUGCAAAAUUCUCUGGACAAAAACGGAUUUUUAGGGCAAAGCCUGUCUGCGAGGCCCAAUGGAACAAACGGCCGUGGGGAUUCUGCAGAAGAUUCUGAUUCGAUGAACAAAGGGGUCGAAACCCUAGAGUGUCACCUGUGUAAUUUUCAAGCUGUUUCUCCCGAAGAAUACAGUCAUCACAUCGAUGGUCAUUUUGACCACAAAUGCCCGAUUUGUGAUUACACGUCACGAACUGAGGGACGCUUGAACAGGCAUAUUCAGGAUUUCCAUUCGGAAGUGCCUCCGGAAAGCUGGGCUGGAAAAAAGAAGCCCAACCAAGUCAGAGACGAUAAACCCGAAAACUCGAGUUCAUCCUCUCCUGCCUCGCAAAAAGCAAAAAUAAACAGAUGCAAACAAUGCAACUUCAGCUGCGAUAAUAAACCCGAGUAUUAUAAGCAUUUGCAGGAAGUUCACAUGAAGAAAGAUAAAAUCUUGCAAUGUCCCAAUUGCUGCUUCGUUACAGAGUACAAACAUCACUUCGAAUAUCAUCUUCGUAACCACGUUGGAUCGAAACCCUUCAGAUGCGACAAAUGCAAUUAUAGUUGUGUGAACAAAUCGAUGUUGAACAGCCACGAAAAAUCUCAUUCCAAGAUUUAUCCAUAUCGCUGUGCUAAUUGCAAGUACGCGACUAAAUACUGCCACAGUUUGAAGAUGCACCUCCGAAAAUACGGCCACAGUCAGGGACAGAUUCUCAAUCCAGAUGGCACCCCGAACCAUAAUCCGAUAAUUGAUGUGCAUGGUAGAAGAAGGGGUCCCAAAGGAAAAUCGGGCGGCAAAAAUAAACAAAAGUGUUUAACCUACAGCGAUAUUCCUUCUCCAAACAUUUGCAAUGCAAAAACCGAGAUGUCCACGCAACCGUUUCUAUAUCCAACACCUCAUUUCCCUCCUAAAACCUUUUCUUCCAUGCUUAUGGGACCCACUUCUUUGGACUUACAAAUUCCUUCGUUUUCGGUGUGGCCGAGACCUUUCAAGUGUCACUACUGCGAUUUCAUGACAGAGUCCCUCGAUCUUUACCAACAACAUGCUGUAGCCCAUGCCGUUAAAGAGAAUUCUGAUUUGAUGCGCACCUGCAACAUCAAUCCGGACAUAUUUCAUUUGCAAGCUCAGCAUCUGACCUUUAAUAACUAUCCUCAAAAUUCCAUACACCAUGUUGACGAAGUCUCUAGGUCAAUGCAUAAAAAUGAAAUUGAAAAAAAGAUCGUGUGCAGCACUGCUUCGGAGAACACUCGAAGUCAUUCAAUUCAUAGCGAAAACGCAAUAAUAUCCACUGGCAACAGCAUUUAUUCAUCCUCCGCAGAGAAUAAAAUUCCACUUACAAAUUCCGUUCCUCAGAUUCCUGAUUCCAAAACAUAUUCUCCGGUGAGCAAAAGCUCGGAUGGAACAAAAAAUAUUUCAGAUAAUCACAAACCAUCCUCGGAUUAUCCUGAGAUCCUUCCUAGAUAUUCACCUCCUGCUCGUCAUACUUCGCCGGUGCAUUUUUCUACUUACAAUGAAAAUGGAAAUAACCAUACAUCAAGCGACAAACAAAGCCUAACUUCACCCCAAGAAGCCCUUUCCAUCUCAGAAUGCUCACCCAAGUCGAGUUCCUUUAAUUCUGACGAGAACGCUAGAAACUCGUUUGAGUGCCAAAAUGAGGAGCAUUCCCCAUUGGAUUUAAGUGGACCUAAAAUCUCUGAGCCCAUAUCCCGAGGAGUCAAAAUCGAGCAUCACACUGCAAAGAGGAAACUUUCACCCAAUGAUGUCGCUUCUACAAAUCAGGACAGCCAAUCGAGGAACAGACGAAAAGGAAAAGCUUUUAAACUCGACCACUACAUCCAGUGCGAAGAUUCGCCCAUCAAAACCGAUCUGGAUGCUGCAUCCGAUUUCAAAUGCUUCGUAGGCUCUGAAGACACUGCUAAAAGAGAAGCGAGUCAACUUUUAGACUCAACCGGAAAUCGUCCCAAAGAAACUACGCCAGAGGAGACACCAAAGCAGUACAUGCAGAAUUUUAAUCAACCACCGAAAACCACGGCCUCUUCGAAAUCUUUGGAAAAAGAAAAACUAGUCUCCACUGCGUCUUCAUUGUCCACUCAACGACCCCUCUCCCCCGAGUUCACCAUCAAUCACAACAACAAUCUAGAUUCCUCUAAUGAAUCUGAUUCAAAUAUACAAUCGGAAGUGCCAAAAGUGGAAUCUGACGAGGCGAAUUUCAAAUCGACAAACGGCUAUGCGUGUAAAUACUGUGAAACGACAUUCAUGGAUUGUGCCAUGUACACCAUGCAUAUGGGAUACCAUGGACUAGGUCACCCAUACAGGUGCAACACGUGUGGCAGCGUUUGCCAAGACAAAGUUGAAUUCUUUCUUCACCUCAUUCGUGUUGCGCACACGUGAGCAAGACGAACCUUUCAUUAUAAAAACAAUUACCUCUUGGCAGUGUCAUCGGAUAUAAAGUUCCUUAAAUUAUUAACAAGCAUAUCCAUGUUGUGAUAUCUACUUAUAUAUAUUAGAUCUGCAUUGGUAAGAGCGUGUAUUUUUAGAACUAUUUAAAUGCUAUAAACAAAACAAAAAAAAACUGUUACCCUGGCUGAUCCCGAACUGAUUCCGUUGUGAUUGCAGUCAAGCAAAAAACUACUUUGUCGAUUACAACACAAAAAAAAAGUGGGAACUGUUAAGCAAAGACAAUGCAGAUCUUCCGAUAGGAACUAUUUUGUAGACACAGAUCUUAUUCUGUUGCUUUAAAUGUUCGAAAAAUCUUAAUUGUUAAAACACUUUGGUUCAUUUAAAUUAUUUUACAACUCGAUACUGUUAAACACGGUGUUUGAAUGCUAGUCAUGUAGUCCUGUGUGGAAGCAAUAUUCAUAGCAAAUAGUGUGAAACAAAAACAAACAACAACAAAAAAUCAAAAUUUAGGGGGUGAUCCCCUAUUGUGUUGUGGAUUGAUUUGCUAUUUAUAUGUGAUAUAUAUAUAUAUCUAUAUAUGUUUGAAAUAAGUGUAAGAUUUUUCUCUUCAAGUCGAAAUUCAUAACAUUUUUGAAAAAUACCUAAAAUUGUUAUUGGAGAUUAUUUUUUUCCUUUUCAUUUGUGAAAUCUUAUGCAUUCAAAACUUAGUGCAAAAUAUAUUUCGCUAGUCAUACUGUUUUGUUUAAAAAUUCAUCACCUGUCACAAUCAAAUACAUGAUAACAUCUAGUUUUAAUUUCAUACUGAAUUCAUAGUUUUAAUGGUAAUUCUCCGUUACCAUGUAUUGUACCACUUUUUUUUCUUCGAAUUAGAUCAAGCGUCAGAACGGUUGCCAAAUUGUGACGACAACUGACUAGCGAGAAACCAAAAAGAACGCAUAUGGAAGUUCAAAGAGCCACUUUCCCCAUUCCAUACAGUGACUUGCUCGGAAUUGUGCUUAUUGCAAAAAUUUCACCCUUUCAUAGUUUGUUUCGUUCUGAUAUUAUUAUUUUAGUUUUUGCAUACCCUUCAUCAUAACCUGAUUAUUGUCUAGGAUUCUGAAAUUCCACAAAAUUUGGUAAAAUACCAUCACAAUAAUAGCUAUUUUAUUUUAAAUCUGAUCCUUAAUUUAAAUUUGAAAGAAAAAAAUUCCUCAAAAAUUUUAGG